Messenger RNA from Sabethes cyaneus, 2625 nucleotides. RefSeq lists its product as uncharacterized. The transcript has a single exon. Gene Ontology annotation, molecular function: nucleic acid binding. Gene Ontology annotation, biological process: DNA integration. The record is from RefSeq and is a predicted model, not a curated record. Lineage: Eukaryota; Metazoa; Arthropoda; Insecta; Diptera; Culicidae. Bases 1 to 2625 code for a protein of 874 amino acids.
AUGUAUCCGGGCGCGGUUGAAGCCGUAACUGAAGACUUCUACGUAUAUGAUCUGUUGACCGGUGCAGAUGAUCCAGAUACCGCCGUAGAGAAACGUCGACAAAUAAAUGCGAUGUUGAAAGCUGCAGGUUUCGUAUUGAAGAAAUGGGCAUCCAACGUUCCAGAAGUAUUGGCGGAUGUUCCCGUAGCAGAUUUAGCCAUUCAAACAUUGCACAAUUUACAAGAGGAGCAGUCGAUAUCCACCCUCGGAUUAGUUUGGGAUAUUAGAUGUGAUAUGCUUCGCUUCAACGUUCAGUUGCCUCUACCAGCAUCGAUCCUAACCAAACGGAAAGUUAUUUCGUACAUUGCAAAGAUAUUCGACCCACUAGGCCUGGUGGGUCCCGUAAUAGCUACUGCUAAAAUGUUCAUGCAGCGGCUAUGGAAGCUGAAAAUGGAUAACAAUAAACCCUACGAGUGGGACAGACCUCUUCCGCAGAAAUUGCAAGACGAUUGGAAACGAUUUCAUGCAACACUUCACGUCCUUGAUCAACUGAGGAUUCCCCGCUUUGUUGCUGUGCCAGCUGCUUCCAAAAUUGAUCUCCACAUUUUCUGUGACGCGUCAGAGUCUGCUUAUGGAGCAUGUUGUUUUGUAUGCUCGGAGAACUCCAGCGGUGUAAACGUACAACUGCUCACCUCCAAGUCAAAAGUAGCACCCAUCUCUACCAAACACACUAUAGCCAGACUUGAAUUGUGCGCUGCUGAGCUUGCAACCAAGGUGUAUCAGAAGGUUACGCAAGCCAUGAAAACCCCCGCUCAUGCCACGUUCUGGUCGGACUCGACUACGGUACUUCAGUGGCUUAAAUCACCGCCCAGCCGUUGGAAAACAUUCGUAGCGAAUCGCGUUUCCUUUAUACAGAUGUCGACGAGUGGAACUAGUUGGAGACACGUACCGGGCGCAGAAAACCCAGCCGAUGAACUUUCUCGCGGUCUACAACCUCCCGAAAUAUUAUCGCAAGCCAGAUGGUGGAACGGCCCAUCCUGGUUAGCCUUAGCGCCAGGCCACUGGCCACAUUCAGAAACCCCAGAUCAAGAAGCAGCUCCCAUCGUUGAAGAAGCCCGUACGAUAGCAAUGAUUUCGGCAACCCUAGUAGAAUCCCAAUUUGCAGACCACUUAUUCGCCAAGUAUUCAUCGUACACAAAACUUCGUCGUGUUUUCGGGUAUUGCAUGAAAUUCAUUCGUCUUUCUCAAAGGAAACCUCAGAAGUCUUCCCAUAGUAUGUCACAUGUGCUAACUACAAACGAUCUGAAGGCAGCGGACUACGCACUAGCCCGCUUAGCGCAAGCUCAGCUUUACCCAGAAGAGCUAACCUUGCUAACAAGUCCAACGAAAGAUCAAAGCGACAUGAAAUCCUCACCACUUAAAUGGCUAAAACCGUUCAUAUGUACGGAGGGUAUAAUUCGAGUUGGAGGUCGCUUGUCCAAUUCCGAACUCCCCGAAGAAAUCAAGCAUCCAUUAGUCCUAUCCGCAAGGCAUCCUUUAGCUGAAAUUCUAGUUAGCCAUUACCAUAAACGACUUUUACACGCUGGCCCACAGCUAAUGCUCUCGACGAUUCGUCAGAAAUAUUGGAUAAUAGGAGGAAGAAAUUUAGUUCGCCGAGUCUACCAUCAAUGCAUCAAAUGUUUCAGGCAAAAACCUGUCCUUAUCCAACAGGCCACAGCAGAUCUUCCGAAAUCCCGAGUUGUGCCAUCUCGUCCGUUUUCUGUUAGUGGCGUCGACUACUGUGGUCCAGUUUAUUUGAAAUCCCCAAUCCGCAGACGCGGGCCAACUAAAGCAUAUAUUGCCAUCUUGUCAGCACUACGUCGCUUCACUGCCAGUCGUGGCUAUGUUCGGGAACUCCAUUCUGAUAAUGGGACUGCGUUCAAAGGAGCAUCUAAUCAGCUACACCAUGUAUACGAGAUGUUAAAGUCGACGGGAACCCAGCGAGAUCAAAUUGUGAACUGGUGCGCCAAUAACGAGAUUGAAUGGAAGUUCUCCCCACCCUGUGCUCCUCAUUUUGGAGGACUGUGGGAGGCUGCAGUCAAAUCUGCCAAGCAGCACCUCCUGCGGGAAAUAGGACACAUUAGCAUUAGCCAGGAAGAUAUGGUCAUUCUCUUGGCACAGAUUGAAAUGUGCUUAAAUUCCAGACCAUUAAUACCAAUUCCCGGCGAGACUACCGACUUGGAAGCAUUAACACCAGGCCACUUCCUGGUCGGUUCGAAUCUACAAGCUGUACCGGAACCCAGUCUUAAUCACACGUCGAAUUCCUACCUAAAUCACUGGCAUCAAACGCAAAAGAAUCUCCAGCGCAUUUGGGCGCGCUGGUAUCCAGAAUACUUGGCCCAACUACAGUCCCGUGCAAAAAAGGGUUGCAAACGUCCUGUACCGAUCGAGGUGGGACGCAUCGUGGUCAUCAAAGAUGAUAACCUUCCACCCGCUAAAUGGCCGCUAGGCAGAAUCAUCAAGCUUCACCCAGGGAAAGACGGUGUUACUCGGGUCGUAACGCUGAAAACAGCAGUAGCCGACAACGUCGUCAGACCAAUAGCGAGAAUCGCCAUGCUGCCAUUACCACAUGAUCCAGAGCCUGUCUGCCCAGAAACGUUAUGCUGA